Corticium candelabrum is the source of this 2114-nucleotide messenger RNA. RefSeq lists its product as uncharacterized. The transcript is spliced from 10 exons. Bases 20 to 2065 code for a protein of 681 amino acids. The record is from RefSeq and is a predicted model, not a curated record. NCBI's taxonomy places the organism in Eukaryota, Metazoa, Porifera, Homoscleromorpha, Homosclerophorida, Plakinidae. Gene Ontology annotation, molecular function: protein binding.
GUCGAUCUAACAACUUAAAAUGAGCGAUACUAUAAGUUCUAACCGCCAUCUCUACAAGUGUCCUCGCUGCAGCACCGACAGCGACCGCAGGUUUGCAAACAUCGACGCUCUCGCGUCGCAUUUGAAGGAAGAACACGAUCAGCAGACCUCAUCUCAACCAACGUCACCUACGGCUGCAUUACUCUCUACCGUCCCACUCUCUCCACACCAAUCACCCACCGAUCGCUCAAACGGAAAGCUUGACAUCGAAUGGGCGUGGCCAAGCGAGGGGCUCAACCGGAAAGCCAACGAUCUGGAGCGACUGCUGAGCGAAAUGAGCAAACAUGCGGCUUUUCUCGACAGGAGAGCUGAAGACGAGGUGACAGCCGUUGGCAGGUUGACCGACGAGUUGACGAAGGUGAGAAAACGCAAUUGGUUGUUGACGGAGACUUUGCGUCAGGCGCAGAAUGAGGUGAGACAGCUGCGACGGGCUCUCACGGAGAGAGAGAUAGACGCCGUGGUGAAAGAGCAGUGUGAAAAAAUGGUGCAGCAGAUUGCUGAGCUUAAGACUGACGUGGAGAGUAAACGUGGUGCUCUGUCUCGAGCUGAUUGGUCUGCACAGAGGAUGAGAGAAGAAAAGGAGCAAUUGGAGGAUCAAAUAAAGGGGUUGGUGGCACAGGUCCAGUUUUAUUUCGAGCAAGCGGAGUCGUUUCAGAUGCAACUGGAGCAGAGAGAAAAGUCUGCUGAGCAGUUGCGAGAUUUCUUAUUGCAACAAUCACAUCGUCAACUUGCAGCUCGAAAAAACGUGAAUCAAUACAUUGGCAACCUGGAAGCACAACUAAAAAAUGCCAAACAAAAUGGUUUUCUCACUGACCAGCAAACUCAACAGCAACGAAGCAACCCCUUUUUAUCAGACAGAUUUGAAGAUCCCAGAGUCAUUCAAUUUAAUGCAACGGAAAGCACAUACUUUGAUCAACAUCUUCACCAAGUAACCGAUGACGAGUUUACCACAGAAACAUCAAGUGUUAUUCAUGAUGAUUACGAGGAGAGAGAAGUAUUGCUACCAUCUGUUAUACGGAAGCAACAGACGGUGAAGAUCUGGGAUGAUGAUACAUCGUCGGUGUUGCUUCUUGUUUUUUGGUAUCUUGAUGUUCAGGAUCUUAUUCGAGUGAGUGGAGUCUGUCGGCAGUGGAGAGAUGUCAGCAGGCAUCCAAGUUUAUGGAGACAUGUUAGUCUUGAUGAGGAUUCAGUGCAUUCAAAAGUUUUAUGUCAAUUAUCGACAUUCUGUUCAGAGACUCAGUCACUACAUCUACACAACUUAGGCUACCUUCUAGAACCAGCACAAGCUGGUGAGGAUGUCAGAUCUUAUCGUCAACGCAUCAAUGGGUCCUACGAAGAGGGACUACAAAAGUUUCUAAUUUCAUGCUCAAAACAUAUCAGAAAGAUUAGCAUCACUGACUGCAACAUUGUCUUUACUCACAGGUCUUUGUGGGUUAUCAGUUCUCAUUGCCCAAACCUCACAGAUCUGGAGUAUGUAAGUGAAUUCUUUCCGGCUACAGCAGAGAGUUUGUGGAGUCUUGCACAAGGGUGUCCUUAUAUAAAGGCUCUAAGAGUGCCACCAAUAUGUCUGAGUGAAACAGAAGCAAAAUUCACUGACAAAUGUCUUGCGGUGAUCAGUCAGAGUUGGUCUCAACUGAGAGAAAUUGGCAUAGGAGGACCAUCUCUCACUCUCACAGGACUACAGAAAUUCUUUUCUGGCUGCCCCAGACUACAGCAAAUAGAAUUAAACCGGAUGUGCGCUUGGACAGAGUCGGUUGUGGCUACGUUGUGUAAAGCUGGUCUCAAGGGUCUCGAGAGGCUGGACAUUGCAUACACUCGUAUAGAACCAGACGCUCUGAAAUAUCUACUCGGUGCUUGCCCUCGUCUGCAGCACAUAUCUCUAAAUGUUGGCAUAUCUGACUACUUCAAGGAUGUCAAGAAUAGAACAAAUAUCGGGCAGUUCAAGGAACAUAUGGAUCAACUGAGAGUCUUAGCCUGUGAAGGUCCAAUGGCUGGAAUACUUCAUCUGAGAGACGACUUGGGAUAGUGUCUCUGACAUCAAUGUAUGAAUCACCUACCAUAAACUAUGGAACUAC